UUGCAACUCAUAUAUUUACUAUUUAGUGCAAUAAAGAAUGCAAAAACAAUCAAAAAUUUAAUUAGGUAGUCAAUACGUAGUAUUAUUCUGUUUUAACCAAACACUGUAGUUUUACGUAUAUUCAUCUUUCAUCAACCUAUAACACUUAAACAUUAAAACUUUGUGUUAAAAAUACUUCGUUAUAUGUACCUACUAACAUUUUAUAUAGGUCUACAAUAAGAAGUGCCUUAGGCUGAUGUUAGGUAAAUUUAAAUUAAUAGAAAAAUAGAAACAGCUAAGUUAUAACAUGGCAAUCUGAAAAGAUUAAGAAUAUUAUACACAUUGGAUGGACCGAAAAAACGGUUAAAAUUCAGAAAUAUUUUCUUAACGCUAUGCAAAUCGAUUUCACGGUAAUCUUUAUCAUUUAUAAUAAAGGCAGUAUAAAUAAUUAAAUUAUAUAAAUACGAUAUUAAAAUACAAGUGUUCUCGUCCAAAACACUACAAUUAAAAAUGUUUAGAAUCAAUACGUUGAAAAUUUAGCAUUCAAGAAACUUUACCAAAAUCUUAAAUUUUUGAAGCGAAAUUAAACCUGUUUUACUUAGAUUCUCCAAAAAUAUGAAAAUGCUUUUAGAAUUUAGUUUUAUAAUAAACAUGUGUAAAUGUAUUUACUGGUUUUUAUUUAAUAUCUCAUACCUGCAAGGUAAUUAUGAUAAAAGUCGUCAUAGCAAAUAAACAUAAAACAGCACAAAUUUAUGUUUAAAUGGUUUUGAUGUUUUUGGAUGAUUUGAAUAUAUCAUCAUGGAUCAAGAACCAUCAAAUAAUAAAAGCAAAUAUAUUGAAUUUAUCUUUUUUUUGGACUGUAUCAACAAUUUAGAGGCUUCUUUGAAUUUUCCUAUAAAUUUCAAUGUAUAUUUUGAGUUUCAUGGCAAUUUAUUGAGUGUAGGAGAUGUUAUCAUUACUCUGAUGGAUACUGAUGGAAAAAUUGAUUUAGAAGUUUCUUUGAGUUUCCCAUUGGACGAAAUUGUGGAAUACAAGUUUGCCUCUCAUCCCAUGCUAAUUUAUUUUGAAUCACUGAAUGAAGUUGAACAAAUCUCUCUAAAAUCAACGAGCAAUAAUAAAAACGAUAUUAAACAAACAUGGGUCUGCAUAGUGGACUUGUUGCCAUUAGUGUAUGGUGAUACUAGUGAUGAAGUGGAAACAAGUGUCAAGGUAUGCGGACAGUACCCGUUGAAGGCGAUCGGCGAGCGCAAUCAAAAUUUGCUGUCGGACGCGGCGUACUUGAACGCGGCUUUAUCGUGUCCGACCAGACUGAAUCGGAUUGGAUUGACGACGCCAAACAACGUUCUAAACAUCGCUAUGCACGGCCUGUAUAAUCCGUCGUUGAGCGGCCGUCGACGUCAAAGUCGCGGAUCGGACACCACGUGUUCGGCCAUACUGCACGUGCCCUCGGCAAUCGACUCGGAAAUCCAUAGCUCUAUAUUUGAGCGUGGCACGUUCACGGACGUAACGAGGGACGUAAACGAUCUGCGAUGGUUCAGCUUGGAUAACAUGCCGGCAACCGUAUCCACCACGGGCCAGAGGUUCGAGGAAUACAGUGGCAUAGUGGUAAAUUCGGCAAAAAUUCCCAAACCAAAAAACGUACUGUUCAAAGGACCCAGAUUCGAAUGGAAUCUAUGGAACCGAUUUCUCAUGAACGAAAUAUCAUCAUAUGCAUUACAAGAAUUUAUUUUCAAACAAAGAUAUCUACUUGUCACAUUUUUAUUUAACGAAAACAACCACAUAAUGAUUAACAAUACUAGAAAAACGCCUUCUCGGGAUUCAAAUAUGAGCGUCAACAAUGAAGUAAUAUUUGUAGCUUUUUUGGACUUGUCGAUGUUAUUACAACCAAAUUGCACUUCAAUAAGAUGUUUGUCCACUGUUCAUAGUAUUGACGUAGAAAUUGUAAAACAUAACGAAUUGUCAUUCAAAAAUUUUGACCUUGGUAAACUUAUAAAGACAAAUAUCGAAGAAGAUUUGAAAAAGUCUAGAACAACAGUGCUAGACGCGUCUGACAAUGAAGGGGUAUCCACUCAAAUGUCAACCGAAUGGACAUUUCCUUUUGUAGUUGUUGACAUUUCCGUGAAUUAUUCGCUUUACGAUCAGUAUUUAAAAUAUUUAACAUCAAGACAGAUCGCUCUGAUGCAGAUGAAUAUUAUUUCCGAAAGCCCACAAGCUGUAAUAUGUAAUCGGCCUAAGUUAAAUAAGUAUCAAGAUAUAUUAAAAACCAUUAUAGAAAUGUUGAUAAAUAACUUGGAGAGAAUUAAUGAUCAAUAUAGUGUAGAUGUAGAAAGAUACGUUCAAGAACUUCGAAUUUCUGAGACCUACGAGUCAAUGUAUUCGUUGUUGUUUGGCGAAAUCCAGCUGUAUAUUCGAGAAAACUAUGAAAGUCCUAUGAUCGGUGAAACGAUUCAGAGUUUCGUAAAUCGUAUUUUCACGGAUUUGGUGAAUAAAAUGAAAAAGGCAGUAGAAUCAUUUGAGUUUCCGCAAUCUGGUAGUGUUGAUAGCAUACAAUUUGAACGUGUGAUCGUUUACGCCAGAGAAGCGGACGAGAUGGAACAAGCGGAACGCGCCAAAAUAUUUUACUUUGACUUAAACUCUACAGCUGGUGCAAGGUGUAACCCGAACUACUGGUUAUUGUAUGCUAGUUUAUGCUCAAGGCGACUAGAUUUCGAUACGGCUUUGGAGUAUGUCAAAGAAGUGUUACUAGUCGACAGUGGCAACCGAAUCGGAUUAUUUUUAUAUGCUGCAAUACAGUUGAUCAUUCACGAGGACAACAACAAUGGCGAAAUCGUGUUGAAAUCUUUGAUAAUGAGUCACGGAGACUUCAGCGAAGUGUACGCCUUGCUCAGUGUUCACUAUUCAAGAUUGAACAUGUAUGAAUCCAGCUACAUCAUGCUGCAAAGGGCUGAAAGGUGUGUUAAAGUAGACACAUUUGAAAAUAAUAGUCUCAUUUGUGAAAAUCUUUUGAGUUGGACACCAAUAAGUCAUGAAAACGAUCCGUUGAUUAAGUGUACAAUUUUACUAUUAGAACUCGAAUUAGUACAAUUGGCGAAAUAUUGUUUAAAAUGUGUAAAAAAUCAAAGUGAGCAAUACCAUUAUUACAUGGCAGUAUGUGAAUACAAAAAAGGAAAUCAUUUAGCAAGUUUAGAACAUUUGAAAAAUCAUAAAUUGAUGGAAAAAUAUAAAGUUACUGACGCAUUAAAAUUUCUUAACGAUAUAGAGUUAAACGAACAACUUGAUAUUUUUGAAAAUGACUUGCUACACAUAAUAUAUUCAGAACCACCUAGCAAAGAACUACAUUUAAUAUAUUUAAAAGGAGCUAUACAUUGCUAUAAAAAUGAAUGGUAUGUCAAAGGAGCGGAAAUUUGUCAAAUUGCUUGCACUGUAUUACGCACGCCAAUGAUACUCACAUUGUUAGCCAAAUGUUUAAUACAAAUUAGUGAAUUUGAAACAGCCGAGAGCGCACUAAACGAAGCAAACGUUAUGGACAUAAAGAACGAGGAAGUGUGGGCAUACUUGACGGUGGUAAACAUUAAAAUGGGAAAUGUCAGUGAAGCGAAAGUGUGUUACAUACGAGCACUUGAAUGUGGACUACAAACAGAAAUGAAAAACGAAAUAAAUAAAUUAUUUGGAAAGGAGUUGGAUAUACUUAUAUAAUUAAAAAAAAACAAAUUAACAUAUAUUUUAUUUAUAAUACAUUAUUUACUUUAUUGCUGGCAA
Aphis gossypii (cotton aphid) is the source of this 3738-nucleotide messenger RNA. RefSeq lists its product as uncharacterized. The coding region runs from base 778 to 3675 and encodes 965 amino acids. The record is from RefSeq and is a predicted model, not a curated record. The transcript is spliced from 19 exons. Gene Ontology annotation, cellular component: extracellular exosome; motile cilium. Lineage: Eukaryota; Metazoa; Arthropoda; Insecta; Hemiptera; Aphididae. Gene Ontology annotation, molecular function: protein binding. Gene Ontology annotation, biological process: cilium movement; cilium assembly.